Messenger RNA from Rhopalosiphum padi (bird cherry-oat aphid), 2621 nucleotides. It is a transcript of the gene mirr, whose product is annotated as homeobox protein caupolican. Bases 655 to 2490 code for a protein of 611 amino acids. Gene Ontology annotation, biological process: regulation of transcription by RNA polymerase II; neuron differentiation; cell development. The transcript has 5 exons. Gene Ontology annotation, cellular component: nucleus. The record is from RefSeq and is a predicted model, not a curated record. Gene Ontology annotation, molecular function: DNA-binding transcription factor activity, RNA polymerase II-specific; RNA polymerase II cis-regulatory region sequence-specific DNA binding. NCBI's taxonomy places the organism in Eukaryota, Metazoa, Arthropoda, Insecta, Hemiptera, Aphididae.
UCCGUGCGCGUGUAGUCGGCCGUACUCGCAGCGCACGUCUCUCAUUAUAGUACGCCGCGCCGCGGACAAGUCGCUACCGCGUAUACGUCGUCGUCGCUGCUGCCGCCGCCGCCGCACAGCAGUCUGUCCCGCAUAACCGACCCGUGUCGAACACGAACGCGCUGCUACCUCGUAAUACCUAUAAUACAUAUAACAGCGUACCUAUUUAUAAUAAUAUUAUAAUAUAUUAUAUUAUAUUUUAUACACAUUGCCGCCCGUGUACGCCGGUAAAACGAUAUCAUCGCAAUAUUAUUAUAUCGUAAGGAAAUAAUAACACGACAUUAUUUACGGAAUAAGGUACGGCCGUUAGGUGUGUUCGAGUUUUUUUUUUUUUUUUUAUAAAUCUUGUGCCGUCAGACUACGGGAUUUUUCGGUUUGUUUUUUUUUUUUCACAUCGCAUUUCGUUUUUCGGUUUCGUUUUUCGAAUCGUCGUCUACUCCGACCGCAUAGGCGUGCGGCCAAUGAAUCGCUGCGCGAGUACCGCAACCACCGCCGCAACCCGCACCGACGCCGCCGACGACUGCACCGCGGCGACGCCGGCCGUUGUUGUCGUAGUGGUCUCGUAGCGCGCGCGUCCCGCGAAAACGUCUCGAAACCGCGGGUCUCCCGCGUACCAUGACUUCUCAGUUUUCACAACAACUCGCCAAAAAUAUCGGACACCAGAUUUUUCGUUUGCAGACCACAUCGUUAGCGCCGCCGCCGCAGUCUCUGUUACCGCAGCCGCCGCACACGUCUUCGUCGUCGUCUUCGAGCCCGCCGCCCUUACAGCUAUCGCUCACCGCGGCCCGGCGACACACGUCCGUAUCGCCGCAACCGCCAUCUUCGACCGCAGCCGGCCACAACUCGUCGCCGCCGCCACCGCCGCCGCACCACCCGCGGUCCACCGUCAGCGGAUCGACCGGACCGUCGGCCGCACAACCGCCGUCGUCCACGGCACCGUCGUCCGUCGGCGGCAGUCCCACCACGGCCGUAGCCACGGUCAGCACGUCCACCGCCGCGGCCGCCGCACCUCCGCGGUGCUGCGACACCGGCCGGCCCAUAUUCACCGACCCCAUCACCGGGCAGACGGUGUGCUCGUGCCAGUACGACCUGCUCAGCUACCAGCGACUGGCCGCUUCCGGCGUACCGGCCCUGUCCAUGUACACCGCACCGUACCCCGAGGGCAUGGCCGCCUACUUCCCGGCCCUCGGCUCUGACCAGCCGCCGUUCUACUCUGCCGCCGCAGCGGGACUUGAUCUCAAAGAGAACUUGGCAGCUGGAGCUACAUGGCCGUACCACUCGGUCUAUCACCCCUACGACGCGGCGUUCGGGUACCCUUUCAACGGGUACGGCAUGGACCUAAAUGGAGCCAGGCGAAAAAACGCUACGCGAGAAACAACCAGCACGCUGAAGGCUUGGCUUAACGAGCACAAGAAGAACCCGUACCCGACCAAAGGCGAGAAGAUCAUGUUGGCCAUCAUCACCAAAAUGACGCUCACGCAGGUGAGCACGUGGUUCGCUAAUGCCCGAAGACGGUUGAAAAAAGAGAACAAGAUGACUUGGGAGCCCAGAAAUAGGGUCGAAGACGAAGACAACAACAACGAGGAUGAUCGAAAGAGCCCCGACCCGAAAGAUCUCGAUUGUAAAGAUUCGGGCACGGGAUCGAGCGAAGACGGUGACCGUCCGGGCGCCAAUCACACGGGCAGCGAGUGGAGUGAAUCGCGGGCCGACAGCGGACCGGACUCGCCGGAGCUGUUCGAACGGCCACCGCCGCCGCACUUCCUGCACCACCCACCGCCGUACCACCACGGCCACUACCCCGGUGCGCCGCACCAUCCGCCGCCGUCGCACCUCGGCCACCACCAUCAUCACCACCAUUCGUCGGCGGCGCCGCUGCAUCACCGGUUCGCGUCCGUGUCGCCGCCGGCCACCGGCGGAGUGGGCGGCGUAUUACUGCCGUCGCAGAGCAGCGCCCCGAAGCCGCGCAUCUGGUCGCUGGCCGACAUGGCCAGCAAGGACACGACGACCACGACGACUGUCGCGUCCGCGGUCGAGACGACCACCCCGUCCACCCCGCCGCCACCGCGGUCGCCGCACCACCAGCAACUGUCGCCGCCGUCCGUCGGCGGCGCGGCGUCCGGCCACCGACGGCCGCCCGCCGUGCCCGUACCGUCGCUGCCGGCCGGUUACGCGCGCCACGAGCAGCUGUACCGGUCGUUCUACGAGGAUCCCGCGGCCGCGGCCUAUCACGCGCGUGCCUUCGGCGGCGGCGGCGGAAUAGUGUUCCAACCGUCCGCGGCCCACCAGCACCAUUUGCACCAUCACCACCAGCAGCAGCAGCAGCAGCAGCAACAGCAGCAACAGCAACAACAACUGCACUCGACGGCCGCGGCGGUCGCCGAACCGUCGCCCGCCUCGUCGUCGUCCGACGCCGAAUCCGUCGUUGCCGUCCAGCACGCCGAACGGGCUUGACGAGAAGCGGCUCGCCCGACGACACACACGUAAAUCCAAAGACAAAACAAAAAAAUAAAAACAAAUAAACAUUAUUUUGUACAUAUUAACAGUAUAUAUAAUAUUUAAGAGUAAACUUUGUACAUAAAACA